Marchantia polymorpha subsp. ruderalis is the source of this 3287-nucleotide messenger RNA. The record is from the annotation of a GenBank genome assembly. NCBI's taxonomy places the organism in Eukaryota, Viridiplantae, Streptophyta, Marchantiopsida, Marchantiales, Marchantiaceae.
CUAUUUCGAGCGAAAAGAAUAUCAAUGGUUGUGGUCCAUCAGGAAUUUAGCUCCUGCUGCUCCAGCAUUGUUGAAUACAUCAACAAUGUGUAGCAACACUGUCGACUGUUGGAAUUGCGGAGCUGCGGAGCGAAUACAUGGUUCGCCUUACUUACAAAGCGGCUGGGAAGUCCAUCAUGAUCAAAAUAUAAGAUACGAAUCAGCUCAGUAGUCAUGUUGUGAUGUCGGUUUGACAUGAAAGGUUCAAAGCUAUAAUUCAUCUUGCUGUAGGAAGAUUCUCAGGAAACAGCUGCCUUGUUUUACGGUGCAGCUCAAUCACACGCACGUUAGCUAAAACGGAGAUGUUGCUCUGUGACAGAACAACUCCCCAGAUAUCCAAACGGGAUAAGUAGAGAGAUUGCGGUGCACCUGACAUUGCGAUCCAUUUUGCUGGCAGGGCUCAGUCCAAGGCUCGCUAGAAGGUGACAGUUGCUUGAGCUGAUCACCGAUCAGCUCACACGAGAUUACUAAGUAUAGGCUGGAAAGAGACUCGGAACAAUCGGCAUGAUGUAAGCUUGCUUAAUGUGAAAAGAACGAGAACACCAUGAACCACAGCCACCCGUCUUUCUGGUCACUCUCCUCGGGAUUCUUCAGCUUUCUACGGUUGCAACGAGCAAUUAUUCUCCAUUAUUCGAGACAACGAAGUAACGGGCCAGAUUUCAAAUCUCCUGUGCGAGUCGGGGAGGAGGUUCUAGCUAAAAUAUGUUGAAACGGGAUGCUUUUGUGACAGGAAAUGCAAGCCCUCCUAACGAUCAUGUCGUCGUAGUAACGUUGAGGGUGCAUCUCGUUACGGUCACUCUUCAGUACACGAGGACGAAUGGAUCAGACCCUUUCAGUUGGGUCUGAUCUCGAGCUCGAGAGCGUGGUGGAGGAAUAAUUUUGAGUCUUCACCUUCCGUGCUCCGAGUUGGCCUAGCAGGCCUGUUCAACUGAGGGCCACUGAUCAACGACCAAAUUCUCGUUGUCCUCGAUAGAGUCGUAACAUAUGCCAGUCGCCGACCGACAUAUACAGUGCAUGAACAGACUUGACAUCCAGCUUGCUAACAUGAAAGCGUAUCGGGAUAGAGGCGAAGGUCAGGAUAUCUAUGGAGGGCAAACAAAACUCGCCAUCCAAUUCUCAAACUGUGGAAUUCGAGAUCUCCAUGAAGAUCUAGAAAAUGCCCCAGCAGAGUCGGAGGUACUAGACAGCUCAGCUUCUGAAGCCCAAGCUCGCAGGGAAGAAGAAGAAGAAGAGCCAAGGGUUGACCGAGCAGAAGGAUCAAGAGUGGAGGUUGAGAGUGUUCAACGAGGGCUAUUGGAAGUCGAAGUACGACGACAGGGUCAAGAUCGGCCUCGAGAGAGUUCAGCGCAAUCUGAUAUAAAAAGUCAGAAAGUGGUAACUCUAAUUCAAGAUCUCAAAGAGAUUGUUAAAAGAUACUCACAUCGGGAGAGCGUCAGUAGUGUAAGCCAGACAGUUUUUGAUGAGUAUGCAGUGGAACGUGUUCUUGAAGACGACUUGCAGAUUUUCUAUCAUGAUCCAGCUGAGAGGAAGAGGUUUGAGCAUGAUGCAGCUGAAUAUUCUCAAGCACCAGAUGAGUGUGUACAGUUAUCGUGUCAGGACGUUGCCAGAUACUGCAGACAUGUUCCUUCCGAGUUUGUAGUUCCUGAGAACUCUCGACUCUGUUUACAAUUGCAAGACCAGCAAUGGCCACUUCAAGCGGACAUGGAUAUUCCAGUCAUAAGCCUCAUGCCUCUCAUGGCAGAGGAGAUGGCUUCAGAGGAAGAAAUAUUUCUACUGAAGUGCCACAUUUCUGAAGCAUGUAGGGAGUGGGGAGUUUUCCAGGUCCUGGAUCAUGGAAUCCCGAGAUCGGUGCUGGAGAGUGCACUACACGCAGCCCGGGGUUUCUUCAACCUCCACGAGGAACUUAAGAUGCGUUACUCGUUCAGCCAAUAUCUUGAUGGAAGCGGUUAUGGCGGAUGGAAAUCAAUCCAUGCACGUAACUGGGGCGACAAAGUGCUGCACGUACUUCAUGUGGACAAAACGCUGGAGGAAAACGAUCUGCCUGAGCAACCUCCUAGUUAUGGGGAAAUCAUACUGAAGUACGCAAAAUUAGUCAUGGUGAUGCACAUGCAGUUGAUUGAUGCUUGUGCACAAAUUCAGGAUGUGGAUGUAACUGACUUGGAAGCGGCUCUGAAAGAAGAAUGUCUGAAUAUACUUUCAAAAUCCUACAGCACCCCACCUCAGGACACUCUGCAACAAAGUUUCUCUAUAGAUCGCAGAGCUGCUACGGUUUAUGACGUGGGGUCUUCUACUUCAGAUGCUGGAAGAGCUGAAAUUCAUGAAGACGAGGACAAGUACACUGACGCAAUGGCACUUAGUGUGAAUUACCAUCCACCUUGCCCCCAUCCCGAGCUCGUGUUAGGCAGCGAACCAUGCUUUGCUCGAUGUCCAUUCGAGAUAGUCCUGCAAAAUGAGGUUCUCGGCCUACAAGUUUUCAAAGAAGGUCGAUGGCGGACUUUGAAGCCUGAGCCAGAUGCUCUUGUAGUGAUUGUGGGAAAAGCAUUAGAGAACGUAUCAAAGGACAUGGUAAGCCAGUAUAAGGCAGUAAUGUUCCGAACACUCUCGAACAAGGAAAAGGAUCACUUCAGUAUACAUUCAGCACACGGUGUGUAUGUAGAUAGUCACGUGAAUUUUCAUGUCCCAAAAGGAUAAUGAUGUUGAGCAAGUACUUAAUCUCCGCAGUAAAUCUGGACAUACGUAUAGGCAGUGUACAUUGCAAGCACCUCUGAUCAUAAUAAGUCUUCAAAGGUUCUUGUGAAACCUCAAUAUUACAACAAGAAUGAGGUGAAAUUGAACUAGUAGGAUCCAUUGCAACAGAGAUAUGUAUAAAGGACAUAUUUCUAGAAAUAAUGUAUAGCUUAUGUCCAAGACCUUGAUCUGAUACAAUUGUGCAACUUUUCACACCGAAAUUGAUUGGCCAACCAAGUUCUGAACACUGAAAGAAGUAGAUAUUAAAGAUAUCAAAGAUAUAGAUUAUGUACAUGUUCACCUAAAAGCCCUGAAGACAUCAUACAAGGCGGCACAGGAUUGCAAAUCUCAGAUUAAUCUAAAAGCACCUAUAAAUGAUACAAGCUCUGACUCUGCUACCUCUUCUUCGGUGUAAACGUAAAAGGAUCAAUACCAGCUGCCAUGCGCCGGGCAGCAAAAGCUAAAGUGAACCUCUCAUCUUCGGUAAGAGGCCUUUCUAUGACUUUGAUAGUGUUCAGAUC